UGGCUGUGAGUUUGGCAGCAGCGCCGCCGUGUGUGAGGGCCCGGGGGCAGGAGCCACGAUCCCGGGGCAGGAGCCGGGGGCCAGGAGGCACGAUGAGCGGCCGUGUGUGCAAGAACUGCGGCUGCGCGGAUAUCGAUGUGGAUGCCGCGCGCGGGGACGCCGUGUGUACGGGCUGCGGCUCGGUGCUGGAGGACAACAUUAUCGUGUCCGAGGUGCAGUUCGUGGAGAGCGGAGGAGGAGGCUCCUCGGCGGUGGGGCAGUUCGUGUCUUCAGAGUGUACCGGUAAAAGUCUGACUAUCGCGGGAGGUUUUCACACCAACGUGGGGAAGGAGUCCCGAGCGCAAACUCUCCAAAAUGGAAAGAAACAUAUUCAUAACUUGGGGGUCCAGCUGCAGCUCAACAAACAUUGUCUGGACACGGCCUUCAACUUUUUCAAAAUGGCCGUCAGCAAACAUCUUACCCGUGGCCGGAAGAUGACCCACGUUAUAGCCGCCUGCCUCUACCUGGUCUGCCGGACAGAGGGGACGCCGCAUAUGUUACUCGAUCUCAGCGACCUUCUGCAGGUGAACGUCUACGUCCUCGGGAAAACCUUCCUGCUGCUGGCCAGAGAGCUCUGCAUCAACGCGCCCGCCAUAGACCCGUGUCUGUACAUUCCGCGAUUUGCUCACAUGCUCGAAUUUGGAGAUAAAAACCACGAGGUCUCCAUGACGGCUCUGCGGCUCGUGCAGCGGAUGAAGCGGGACUGGAUGCACACGGGCCGGCGGCCCUCGGGACUCUGCGGGGCCGCUCUCCUGGUUGCGUCCCGAAUGCACGAUUUCCGACGGACGAUAAAAGAGGUGAUCAGAGUCGUCAAAGUUUGCGAAUCCACCCUCCGAAAGAGGCUUACGGAGUUUGAAGACACUCCGACCAGCCAGCUGACCAUCGAUGAGUUCAUGAAGGUUGACUUGGAUCAGGAAUGCGACCCACCUUCCUUCACCGCCGGCCUGAAGAGGGUCAAACUACAGCAGCUCGAACAAGAACUGGCCAAAAAACUGGACGAUGUAGAAGGGGAAAUCACGUCGUAUCAGGACGAGAUCGAGAACGAACUCGAGAACAGCAGACCGAAAGCUAAAGGAAUCUACGCCUCUUUUUCUAAAGAAGAUUAUGAAGACACGACCUCCAGCGUUUUUGGCGAGGAGGAAGAUGACGAGGAACUCGAAGCCGCAGCGAAUCACUUAAACAAAGAUUUCUAUACGGAACUCGGCAACGCAGACAAAUUAACCUCCAAGAGCCCGGAAAAGCAGCACCGCCUCGAGUCUCUGCUCGGCCCCCUCCCCACGGCGGCCAGCUUGGGCAUCACGGACUCCAUCAAGGAAUGCAUAAUGGUCAAGGAGCAGGAAAAAUCCGGCAGCGUGGAAGACGGGGAGCUGGACCUCAACGGGAUCGACGACAGCGAGAUAGACCGGUAUAUCCUGGACGAGCGAGAAGCGGGAAUAAAGGAGGAGCUGUGGCUGAAGGAGAACGCGGAUUACCUCCGGGAGCAGAAGGAAAAAGAGGAGCGAAUAGCUAAAGAAAAGGAGCUCGGAAUCUACAAAGAGCAGAAGCCGAGGAAGCCGUCCAAGCGCAGGACUCCCAUCCAGGCCAGCACAGCCGGAGAGGCCAUCGAGAAGAUGCUGGAACAGAAGAAGAUCUCCAGCAAGAUUAACUACGACGUACUCCGCGACCUCAACAGCAAAGGGAACAGCACCCCGAAACAGGAGAGCGGCCCGGAGGAGGGCAUCGCUGGCAGCGGAAUACCCCGCCGGAAAAGCAGCGUCUGCCGGAACCUCGCCAACCCCGCCGGCAUCGCAAGCAAAAGAUCCAAACCUUUGGUUUCCACGCAGCCGUCGAAGAAGCCAGCGCUCGCGCAGCUGCCUAUGAAAGCAAAUCCCCCAGAGGUGAACGGCCCGAUCGUAGAGAGCGGGCCGGUGGCGUACAGCCACGAGGAGGAGGAGGAGGCGGACGAGGAUGAGGAGGAAGAGCACUGUGUAAGCGCGCUUCAAUUAAUGGGAGCCAGCGAUUACGGCUGCGAAAUGGACGACGACGACGGAUAUUGACGCAGAAAUACGGGACUUUUGGGCGCCGCGUUUAGGCGAAGCGUGUUUGUAAAAUACGGACUCGUAUCUACGGUGCUGUUCUGUGAUCAGCAAAGCAGUCGGAACUUUGUAAUAAUAAGUGUCUAAAAUCCUCCCGAUUUGGGUCGGUUCACGCUGGCCCUGAACCCACGAACGUCUUUGGGUUUGUAGUACUUGAAUCUCAUUUUUUUUUUAUUUUUCGUCAUUAUUUGUUUUCUGGAGCCUUUUUCUUGUAAACAUUUUGAUAAAUCGUACAAUUUAACAUUAAAAUACUAAUAAUGUA
This is a messenger RNA of Spea bombifrons (plains spadefoot toad), 2376 nucleotides long. It is a transcript of the gene BRF1, whose product is annotated as BRF1 RNA polymerase III transcription initiation factor subunit. Gene Ontology annotation, molecular function: RNA polymerase III general transcription initiation factor activity; RNA polymerase III type 3 promoter sequence-specific DNA binding; TBP-class protein binding. The record is from RefSeq and is a predicted model, not a curated record. The transcript has 18 exons. Bases 93 to 2075 code for a protein of 660 amino acids. Lineage: Eukaryota; Metazoa; Chordata; Amphibia; Anura; Pelobatidae. Gene Ontology annotation, cellular component: nucleus; transcription preinitiation complex; transcription factor TFIIIB complex. Gene Ontology annotation, biological process: transcription preinitiation complex assembly; DNA-templated transcription initiation; transcription by RNA polymerase III.